AUGAAAACCUUCUUCCUCGUAUUCUCAUUGCUCGCCGUCGGCCUUGUUCUUGUUCACGGAGCAGAUCAAGACAGUGAGAGAGACAGUUCCGAAGAUGUCGCUAUUAGUGACAAGAAAGACGUGAAGCCAUGGAAGAAACAUGACUUCAAGAAACGCGAGCCAGAAUUCUUGAAAGACAUGACUCAAGACGCCAAGACUGCUUUCUUCGGAAUCAAAUUCAAUCCAGAAUUGACCAAGGCUGAGAAGAAUCAGAAGUUGAAGGAGUGGGCUGAUCAAUAUGAUGUUGAGGAUGAGAUGCAAAAAUUCUUGGACGCGAAGAAAUUAGAUUGUGACAAGAAGAAGCAGGAGCGUAAGGAGAACUACGAACGUCUCGGUGAGCUCAUCGACAAGGCUGAUGACAUUCUUGAUGACCAGUCUAACACAUGGACUGGAGCCAAUGACAAACUCGACGCUUUGAUCAAGGAAGAGAACCGUGAAGUUCAGAAAGCAUUCCAAACCUUCUAUCCAUUUGUUGGAAGAGAUAAUGAAGGACCAAGACAUGGACACGGACAUGGACACAGAUUCCACCAUGGAAAACGAUUUGGAAGAAAUAUUGGACAUGGAGCUGCGCCAAAACAUGGAGGAAUCGGAAGUGGAAUCUCAUACAACGAUCCACCAAGAAUCAAUGAGAACUACAAUGCCUACGGACAGAGAAAUGAACCAUACGGAAACGAGAGACACCACAAGAAGCAUCACCAUAAUAACUAA
Molecule: messenger RNA, 747 nt
Organism: Caenorhabditis remanei
Lineage: Eukaryota; Metazoa; Nematoda; Chromadorea; Rhabditida; Rhabditidae
Exons: 2
Coding region: 1-747 (248 amino acids)
Source: RefSeq, a predicted model, not a curated record